Molecule: messenger RNA, 9276 nt
Organism: Haliotis rubra (blacklip abalone)
Lineage: Eukaryota; Metazoa; Mollusca; Gastropoda; Lepetellida; Haliotidae
Product: syntaxin-binding protein 5-like
Exons: 30
Coding region: 330-4466 (1378 amino acids)
Biological process (GO): regulation of protein secretion; regulation of exocytosis
Cellular component (GO): plasma membrane; cytoplasm; SNARE complex
Molecular function (GO): myosin II binding; GTPase activator activity; syntaxin binding
Source: RefSeq, a predicted model, not a curated record
GAGCGCUCAUGUUAAUUUUCACUCGCUCGCCUUGCUGUCAUCGCCCUGGCUGAUAUACAUUAGGGACAGGUCUGGCUGAAUCUGUUUUCAAAAUACUCGUCCUCAAAAUGUGAAAAGUGAUUUUUCCGUCGCCUGCUGUUUUUGUCUUGGAAUAAUCUAUGUGCGAGUCGACAUCACCAACGCAGCUCUUUCCGUGUAGACGAUUGCUGGGUCUACAUCCGGGCUUCCACAGCCGUGUCAGGAUAUAUUGAGGCUAGCAGUAGCCUAGAAAUGGCGAUUUGGAGGGUGGAAAUUCGUAAACAUGAGGAUAUUUGACGAUUAUUACAAAUAUGUCGACAGUUAAAGGAAAACGAUUUACCUUGAAGGGUGUGCUUGACGGGCUUAGAUCGUCCGUGAGCACACCCCCGAAGGCUGAAAUGGAGAUAGAGGAAUCACUACGGUCCGAGCAUUUUCAAGUCUGCAAGACUGUUAGACACGGUUUCCCAUUCCAACCAACUGCCGUUGCGUUUGAUCCUGUUCAACAUAUUUUAGCAAUCGGGACAAAAUCUGGGUCACUCCGAAUACUUGGUCGGCCAGGUGUUGACUGCCAUUGUGUCCACGACAGUGAUGCUGCCAUUAUCCAGAUCCUUUUCCUUGUUAAUGAGGGUGCUCUUGUGACCGUUUGCUCAGACGACAGCCUUCACCUAUGGAACUAUCGGCAGAAGCGUCCGGAAAUUGUACAUUCUUUAAAGUUUCAAAGGGAAAGGAUUACUUUUUGCCAUCGGCCUUUCCAAAGCAAGUGGUUGUACAUAGGCACAGAGCGAGGCAAUGUGCAUAUAGUUAAUAUUGAGUCUUUCAUUCUCUCGGGGUAUGUUAUAAACUGGAACAAAGCAAUUGAACUGUCUCGGAAAACACACCCAGGGCCAGUAGUGCAUCUCAGUGAUAACCCAAUAGAUGCUAGCAAGCUUUUAAUAGGUUUUGAAUCUGGAACCAUUGUGCUCUGGGAUCUUAAGAACAAGAUUGCUGAAACCAGAUACAGUUCCCCGGAGGCUCUCCGUUCCAUUGCCUGGCACCACGAAGGGAAACAGUUCAUGUGCAGUCACUCUGACGGCAGCCUGACGACAUGGGGGCUCAAGCCGACGCCCAAACCCAUGAACAGCAUGUUCCCCCAUGCCAAAAUUGGCAAAGAUGGCAAACCAGACCCGUGCAAACCUAUAACCAAGGUCGACUGGAAAUCAAUCCGAAAUGGUGAGCCACUCGUGAUCUUCUCAGGUGGAAUGUCAUAUGACCGAGCUGGCCGGACUCCAAGUAUUACAGUGAUGAAUGGAAGGAGCACCACUGUGUUAGAGAUGGAACACAAUGUGGUGGACUUUGUGGUGCUUUGUGAGACUCCAUGGUCAAAUGAUUUCCAAGACCCCUAUGCUAUUGUCGUGCUGCUGCAAAAUGAUCUUGUUGUUGUGGAUCUUACGUCACCUGGAUACCCAUGUUUUGAGAACCCAUACCCAAUGGACCUGCAUGAGUCUCCAGUGACGGCCUGUCAGUAUUACGCUGACUGCCCCCCAGACCUCAUACCUGCGUUCUACUCUGUCGGCUCAAAACAGAAGAAAACUGGCUUCACAGAAAAGCAGGGCUGGCCAGUACAGGGAGGAGAGUGGCCUACACUGGCUUGCAGUUAUCCAGAAAUCAUCAUCACAGGACAUGCUGAUGGAUCUCUCAAGUUCUGGGAUGCUUCUGCUGUGACAUUGCAAGUGUUGUACAAGCUAAAAACUGCCAAAAUCUUCGAAAAACCAAAAAAGACGCCGGAAAGUCAAGACGAUGACCCUUUUGCAAUCCAGAUGAUCUACAUGUGUAGCGAGAGUCGUCUGCUGUGUGUGGCAGGGGCAAGUCAUUGCAUGCUCUUCAAGUUCAGCAAACAAGAGGCAAACCUUGAUAUCCCUUUUUUAGAGACGUCUAUUGUAUAUGAAAUCUAUGAUGACCUUGAUUCUCCUGAGUAUGACUACCCCAAGCCGAGUUUGGGCCUGGUGACACAGACCAGUGGUAGCAUGGGCUCCUACUCCAGUAAUACCUCCGACAGUGCCAAGUCCGACCACACGACAUCUGUGAAGGUGAAGACCGGCAGUAGGAAAUGGAGCGCAGGCUACCAGCCUGACCUGGUCUGUGUGCUGACGUGGGUGGAUGGCGAACCUCCGGGCAACAUCACCAGCAUCCUCGUCAACUCCACAUACGGCUUGAUGGCCUUUGGGAAUGAGUCUGGUCUGGCCAUCAUCGACUUUAUGCAGAGAACCUGUCUCCUGAACCUGGGCACCCCUGAUCUCUAUGGUUCUAUGGACCCCUACCAGAGGGCGCCACGAUCUCCACGAGGAAAGAAACCACAGAAUGCUGAAGGUGUUGGUCAGAAUUCCGAGGAAUCAAAAUCACCAACUACAGAUCAGUCCUCGCCUCCCUCGAUGUUUGUAACCUCCCCAGUACCAGCACCGAGAUCAAAGAAAAAAGAUGAUUCUAAGGGUGGGGCCAACGCCCCUCCCCCACGACCCCCUCCACCCAAACAUCGAGCAACUUCAGGCGACCUUAAGGUCAUCACGGAGUGUUCAAUCGACUCAAAUGUGUUUUCGUUACAAAAUGAGCCAUUUUCUCCGUAUGAAAUUGUUGUUGGUCCAGGCGACCCACUGUUUAACAGUUGUUCGAAUUCCGAUAAAGCAGGGGCAACUCUUGCCCCAUUCAGACCAAAGGCACACAGUCAGUCUGGCAGGAGGGAGCUGAGGCAGGAAACAGCUCAAAAUGCUGUCAGUGACACCUCGGCUUCUGAAGGUAUGGAUGAUGGCGACAUCACACCACCGAUUCAUGACCCUGAUUCCAGUGACCUUGACCCACCACUGCAAAGUCAAAAACCAUCGAUCAAGAAGUGUAUGUCAGACACAACGAAAAUCCGAGAUGAUCAAGUAUUACUGAAAACCCGCAAACUGGUUCGAAGGUCGUCCUCUGACCCUGACCUUAGUGCUUUGCCUAGCAACCAAGGACAUAAGAAGUCAUUCAUCAAAAGGAUUCGGAAUUCCUACAAAGGAAGGGGGACGAAGGAAAAGGAUUCAAGUAGCAGUCAUAACAAAUCUGACAGUGACAGUCCUCGAGAAAACGUUUGCCAGGAGGUCACUUCAGGCCACGAGAACCAGGUCACAAUGUGUGUGGUAGGAGAUGAGACUUCGAGUUUGGGUGUGGAACAGUUGUCACUAGCAGAGGGGAAGGAAUGUGAUUCUGUGGAUGCCAGUGGGAAGGGUUUCUUGCGGAAAAUGAGUACAAAAAUUCGUUCAAUUGGUGCCAAACCUCGCGGCAGUGAAGCUGAUUGUGAUGACGAUGGUUUUCAUGUGGAACGGGAUAGGACGAGAGGAUGGAGGGACCAGGCGAGAGCUGAUGUCAUAGACUUGCGGGAAAACGGGAAAAAGCCCCUUUCCCGACGAAUAAGCUUAGUAGACCUUUUCCAAGGCAAAAAAUUAGUGACAUAUCUAUCAGUGGAUUUAUCAAAUAAAUCGGACGGUGUUUCGUUUUCACGAUCUCGGAGUUCCAGCAUGUCUAGCCUGGAGAAUGUGUCGAAGGAAGCCAUCCAGUCCUUGAUGUUUGCUGACUCUUAUACCCGGAAAACAGGUAGAGAAGACAACUUCACAUGCCCAUGCCUGUGGGUGGGAACAAGCCUGGGCUCAGUCAUUGUGAUAGUGUUGAAUCUGCCUCCCACAGGGGAACAGAGGCUCACACAACCAGUCAUUGUGUCUCCCAGUGGGACAAUCUUCCGCUUGAAAGGAGCAAUAUUAGCGAUGUCGUUUCUGGACUGUAAUGGUGUGUUGAUACCAUCAGUGUCCGAGACUUGGAAAGAGUCACCCCAGAGAGAGAACCGAGAAAGCAACGAGAAGGCUCUCAAAAAUAGUAAUAUUGGCAUACAAAGGCAAAUGUCAUUAUCAAAUAAACCACGAAUAUCUCCAACAUCAUCAACAGAGAUGAGCGAUCGCCAGUUUGUCAUCAUCUGUUCUGAAAAGCAGGGAAGAGUUAUGUCCCUUCCAUCACAAACAUGUGCUUACAAAGUGAAAAUCACAGAGACUUCUUUUGUUGUGCGAGCUGAAGUGGUGGCCAUUAGAGAUAGCGUGUGCCUGAUGUGUUAUGUAGCAAAUGGUCAUAUUAUGGCCUUCAGUCUCCCAAGUCUGAAGCCAAUCCUAGAUGUGGACUUCCUGCCCCUCACGGACUACAGGGUAGCCCGAACAUUCUGUUUUAGCAACAGUGGUCAUGCCUUGUAUCUGUGUUCCCCGACGGAGGUUCAGAAAAUAACCUAUUCUGCUGAUAUUAGUGAAACAUUAAAUGACAUGCUUGGGGACUUGUUCCUGGCCUGUGACACUCCUGAUGCACCAAAGCAGGGCUUCUUCAAGAACCUGUUCAGUGGAGGGCCCUCAACACUGGACAGGGAGGAGCUAUUCGGGAGAACAGUGGGAAGGCAUCGAAGGGUUUAGCUAAGCAUGUCCCUGAGGUGGGCUACAGCACCUGCAGGCACAGAGCGGUAAGCUAUCGGGAGAGAUUGCUUUCGGGCCAGGAUGGCUUUGGUGGAGAGAGGUGAGAAGAUUGGCGAACUGGACGACAAGUCAGCCCAAAUGUUGUCCCAGGCAGAGAGUUUCGCUCAAGCAGCACACCAGAUCAUGAGCAGAUACAAGGACAAGAAGUGGUACCAGUUCUAGACAGCGUGACACAGACCUUGCCCACACGCACCCGCCAACCCGGCUAGAGAUUGUUACUGUGGAUACUGCACCAUGUUACCAUGGAAACAGGCACUGUGGUACCCGCACAUUAAUUAAGUAGGCUGCAGUCAAGCACACUUAUGCCACAUUGCCAAAGUCGUGCGCUGUGGCAGUGGAAGAUCACGGGAGAUACAGGGCGUUCCUCAUGCAAUCAUUGAUUAGUGAUUGGCAAGCGAUUGAGAUACGAUUGGGAGAGCUGCAUGUGUUGAUAAGCUUGGAGUAGCAUGAUGGCAUGUUUUGCAGGCUUUCUGUCUGUGAAAAAAUACCUCUCAGAUCUGGGACCAGUGCUGCUCAACACUUCACACUCGUCAGUCCUGUUCUGGUUGGAGUAUGUUGAGACCACGAAUCGGCACUCUGUGAUUGAUCGUUACACCUUGCUGACCUAUUUUGACUUAUUUAUUCCAUUCCCUAAUCAACACAGAUAUAAACUAUGUACCAUAUGUAAGUUUACUUUUAUAAUACUAUAUUUCUAUCUCGGUUUGCAUCCUCAGUGCAAUGGUAGGUGUGAAGCGUAGUAUUAUUACUGUCACCCUUGCAAGGGAAGUAACUCUACUGUGUUGUAUUACAUGAAUUGGUUGUGUGCUCAUUUGCAUCCAUCAUCCUAUAUUGUCCUAGAAAUCCUGGUGUUUGGUUGUUCUAAGGUGAAGGGUGAACACAACAGUGCAAUAUUGGUAAGGAGAGGAAGGUCGCGAUGACCUACAUUGCCAAGACCUGGGUCACAGUGACCCAGGUGGCCAUGACCUUGGCAGGAGAACACUGUUCUCUAUUUAAAUAUGUAUAAUUUGCCACAUGUACAGCAGUGACAUAAGGAGCUGAUUUAAAUUAUUUAUGUUGUAUAUAGAUGCUUCUAGUUUUGUAAAUUCUUUUUGUGGAAGACAUUCCAUUCACUGAGGAAGCGGAUCACCCUUGGAUGACAUAAAUUUUCAUCUUUCUCUGUCAUGUUUUUCUCGCAAUACUUUUGACAUUCUAUAUGCGUGGGGUCUGUGAGAUUCUGGUCUGUAUGUCAGAAGAUGGUGUUGUUUUAGAAUGAACUUUGUCAGAGUUCAAUGUAUUGGAAUCAGAGUGCUGAUGUCAACUUAUUUUUCCUUCCUAGAAAGUAAGUUUACAUUAUCUGAAUGUAUGAAUAUUUACAAAACCUGACCUUAAUUUCCAAAGAUGGUUCAUUCCUGGGUUGACCACUGAACUCACAUUCCAGCAUCUGACCCAUAGGGCAGUACUGAAGGAAUAGAGUCAAGCAGCCAUUUGCCCUCUCAAGGUGGAGUACACCGAUCAGGUCAGACUAUAAUAAUAUUUCCUCCAAAUCGUAAAGAGGACGAGAGACACAAACUAACAGGGUUUCAUCCAAGCUGUUUUGGGGAGAAAGUUUUCAGUUUUAAUUGUACUUGAAAUGAUUAAACUUUGAUAGUGAUAGUAAAUGUUGGUGUUUUAACCCAACUCAAUUCUGGUUGGAAUAAAAUAACUCUACUUUGUUUAGGGUUACUUUUCCAAUUCAAUUUUGGGAAUGGAUUCAGAAGACAAGUUUAAAAUGUGUCUGGCCUUAUUUACAUGUAGCACUGAUGGUACAAAUAUAAUCCUUUGUACUGUUAAAUUAGCUUAAAAAAUUGAAAUGGUUUCACUCACUGAUAAGCAACUGAUGUCAGACUAUUGUUACUAUUCAUCAACCAUCUCUUUAAUGGCCCAAGGGUAAGUUUGGAAGAGUGAAGUUACCUAUCCCUUGAUCGUUGAGGAUGAUGGUCCAUCAACACGGAUUAACAUAGUCACUUUAGGAGUAUUUUCUAGCGUUUAUAUGCUUGUAGGGCAAACAUGGCAAUCCAGGAGUGUUGAUUUGUUUUGUGAAAAAAUAAAUUGGCUAUAUCUCUGAAACUACUUAAUUGUUUACCUUUGAAUAUAUAUUUGUCUAGGGAGUAAUACAAACUUGCACAGCUGGUGAUUGGGGUUGCCUAGUGGUUAAAGCAUUGGCUCGUCACCCUGAAGACCGGGUUCGAUUCCCAACAUGGGUACAAUGUGUGAAGCCCAUUUCUGGUGUCCCCUGCCGUGAUAUUGGUGGAAUAUUGCUAAAAGCUGUAAAACUAAACUCACUCACUCACAAACUUGCACUGUAUUUCAGGGUUAAUGUAGAUAGUAGUUGGUAAGUUAGGAAGUGUUUUUGUUUGGGAUGUAGAAAUUAGGGCUUGAAAUAUUUGUUAUUUUUACUUUCAGUUUCAUUUAGUUUCAGUUUGCAUAUACCAGUUGUCUAGGAUUGUGCGUGACUGUUGACAUUGGUGGGGUGUUGUGGAGUCUCUUUGGAUAUCAUGUAAUAUAGCCAUUUGACUCUUAAGAACCUCUGAGGUGAUUUACACUUAAUGCUUUACGGAGUUUAUAUUCAAACAUAAAAUAUUGCUAGGCUAUGAUAUUUGUUUUAUAAUUUCUCAUGUGAGAUGAAUAUAUAUAUCAGGCAGUCAAUCAUUUUUGUAUUUUUUCAUGGUAAAAGUCUGCUUUUAAUAGAAAUUGUGUGAAAUUCAGGAGGAGCUGGACUUUCGUUGAUUCAUUUUAUGUAGCGGCCAUAAAAUUUCAGUACCGAGAAAAAGAUAAUACAAGAAGAAAAUGUGCUAAUUUUUGAAAAAAGAAAAAUGUAGAUGUUUAUUUACACAAGCAUUUAUGAUACUUCAAAAAUACAAGUCAAGAAAUUGUUUCAAAAACAUAUAAAGUAAAUUUGUACUGAAUGGAAAAAGCAACUGAAAUCACUGACCUGUUGACACUGUUGUGUAGGGCUGCAACGAUUCAGUUCGAUUCAUCAAAAUGGAAUCUGGCACCUUAGUUUCGAUCUUCAAUAACCAUUAUCACUAUUUCGAUUCGAUAUUUGAAUACCUAUUUAAAUUAUUUCCACACAGCCAGACCGAAAUUUUGACUCCAGCAGUUUCGGCUGAAAUAAGGCAAACGUGAUUGGCCAACGCCGGGCUAAUUAUCCAAUGAAAAUUAUUGUUAGUUGAUGAUGCAUUUCAUGCUAAAAAUGCUGACUCUGAGAGUUAAAUGAAAUCUGAUGUUUUACUUGUAUGAAGAAUUGAAUAAAAAUGAUCGAAUCGAGGAUCCAAUAUCGAAAAAUCGAAUCGAAUCGAGGUCUGGGUGAAUAGUUGCAGCUCUACUGUUGUGCUGAAUUAAAAUAUUCUUACCAUCUUCAUAGAAAGUGAGGGAAAUAUUGUUUAUUAUGUAAAAGGAAUUACAGUUUGAUAGCGAGGGAGGCUUCUGGGAAAUUAUUUACAGGUGUGGAGUCCUCUGCAGGGGUAUGUGUGUGUAUGUUACUUGUUAACUCAGGGCUCGCUUCAGUAUUAGAUCGUAGCUUUGCUAUAGUACAGGGCUAACAGGAUGUACAGUGUAGCAGCUUUUCAGACUUAAACUACAGUAUAGCAAAUUGACAAUAAAGCACUGCUGAUGAAAUAACAUGUGGACAUUUGUGGAUUAAUACGCUAAUUAUUGAUAAUUCCUUCCUUUAUUUGAUUUGCCUGCUAACAAAUCAGUGAAUAAUGAUCAUUUUGGUUUUUCAUGUUUAGAAAUCGAUGCUGAGAUUUCUUGUGUUGUUUUGGGUGGUUUAAUAUGUUUAACUGGAUUAGUAAAGGCCACAUGGAUCAGUUGAGAUGUCAGUAUCAAGUGGGAAACCAGGGUAUAGGUUUUUAAUAUAUUUGUAUCCUAUCAAAUUAAAUUAGAGGAUUUCGUUUCAUAUUUAAUUUUUGUUGAUCUUUGUUUUAUAAAUAUUGCCAUUGAGAACAAUGACAUCGUUUUGAAAUUAGUAAUGUCUGAAACUGUUUUGGAACGAGGUUUCAAAUGAUAAAAGUGGUAUCAAAUAUUGGCUUAUAUUUAAACCAUUGUUAGUUUGAUCACUCAGGUUCUAGGUUUGAAUCCUCAUGGUACUAUCAAAUAUUGCUUGUGAUGAGACAUAAUGUUAUAUGGGUGCAAUGUUGAUAUGUUAUCUCAGUUAAUUUUCACAUCAAAAUAUCCUUUAUUUAACUAUUUUGUUGGUUUUGGUCAAGAUUUUAUUUCAUAUACUGCUUUCGAUUGUAAUCUCAACUUCGUUAGUUCCAUGUGAGACAGGGAAAGUGCCCUUGAAAAACAUGUGGGCCACUAUAUCAUAAAAAAGAAUUUUGAAUUAUUAUUAUGUGUAAGAUCUUGAGCAUCCUCUGUGGAAUUCAAACAUUCCAAGAUAAAGGUGAUACUUUGGCAGUCCAGUUUAAAAGUAUUUGUAUUUAUUAUGUGACAUAAAAGCGAUUUAUUGUUGGGUAUUUUGACAAUCCUUGAAAGUGUGUGGAAUACAGUUGAUGUGGUCAUUAUUUAUGUGCUUGUAAGAAAUUUCAUUUAUGUGAUUUCAUUGAUAUAUUCAGUGUUUCGGUCCAGCCAAAGGAAUUCCACAAAUAAUAAUUAUUCAUUUCAGGUAUUUCUUAAAAUUGUUUUUUUACUAAAUAUGUGUCCAAGAUCAACCAUACAGCUUUGAAAAAAUACAACUUUUAAAAAGGAAUGACCUAAGGAGUACUUACGAGUAAAACUGUUAAACUGUGAA